AUGGUGAUCGUACGCCCAGUAAAGCAGUGGCGCGUGGCCUGUGGCACUGCAACCAUCUCAACGAUGGACUUGUCGGCCGUGCGCUGGCAAGACGGUGCGCUCACUUCGUCGCAGGAGGCCACGUACGAUGUCAUGGUCGGCACGGAGUUUCCCUAUGUCGACUACCCAUUCGACUAUGUACGGCUGCUCAACCCCGCGAGCCGGUCCGGGGCGUGGGAGGCCGUGAUCGUAGCCACGGGUGAGCCCGUGACGAUCUCGGGUAGCACUGGCACGUACCGGUACUCGCCGCGCACCCAAGGUCGAUACAACUACUUUGUGUGGCAGCUCCCAACGAACCCGAUAUCGUAUCUGAGCAACAUCCAGUGGGUCACGGUCGUCUAUACUGUCGACUCGUGGGCGUGGGUUCGAUACAUCUUGGACAUGGGCAUCAGCCUCAUCCUCAUCGCCAACACGAUCGUCGGAGUCAUUGCGUCGCUCAAUAUCUACCGCGUCCAGCACAUUGUGUGGAUUCCCGACGUCUACCCGGGUAUUCAAGCCGAAAUCAUGCUCCGGAGUCUUCUUCUCGUUGCGAUCUGCGUCACGACCGACUGGUGGCACCUCUUCGAGUACUGCAUGGUCAAGUACACGGCGCGGCAGUCAUGGGGCUACACCGAGCUUGUCCUGGACGCCGUCGUCCGCUCGGACCUCCAAGUGCUUUUUCUCGCUCUCUUCCAGCUGAUCGCGAGUCUUCUUGGGCUCCGUCUUCACGUCGCCCUCCUCCUGGCCAUCUACUUUGGCUGCUACACAUCGUGCGACGCGAUCAUUACCGCCUGGCCUCUGCAAGCCGAGGCCGCAUCCGCUUGGCUCUACCACAACUACCUCCUCAACACCCUUGUGGCCAACGGCGGCAUGGACAUGUGGGCCUAUCAUGAGAACUACGAGACGUCGUGGGCUGUCAUGGCCGCCCAACUCGUCUGGUUUCUUCUGGCCCUCGCGAUUGCCACCUUCUAUGUUGUGCUCGUGGCGGUGCAGACAGGGUACACGCGCCGCCGCCGCGCUAAAAUUUUCUCAGGCGGCUCCACGGACGGUCGGUCGACGUCGGGCCGGUCGAGCCGCCGCCUCUCAUGCAUGGUCAUCAAGAGCAGUGUCAAGACGGCCCUGGACCCCAAUCGCGUCUUCAAGCGCAGCAACAAAGGGACCGAAGCAACGAUGUUUGAGCGCUACGUGCGGCGGGACCAGAUGACAACGUCCGGGCUGGUCGCGCCGCUGACUGACCACGUCAUCGUUGGCGGCGUCAUCCACGCGUCGCACUCGCUAGUCUGGCUGCUUGGCUUCGUGCUCCUUGCCGACGACGUUCUUCUAUUCAUCGAGGAUGUGCCAAAGCUCUGGCUCAACGCGCUUUUGGCCCGCGAUGUCUUUGCAAUUUACGGCUACAAGCUCAACAAGACGAAAGACUCGAUUGCGCCGCUACCCGAGCGCAUCUCAGCGGGUAGCUACAGUGCCAGAGACCUGGGCGCGCUCUCGCUCAAGCCGCUGCGGUGA
Molecule: messenger RNA, 1521 nt
Organism: Saprolegnia parasitica CBS 223.65
Lineage: Eukaryota; Oomycota; Saprolegniomycetes; Saprolegniales; Saprolegniaceae
Exons: 1
Coding region: 1-1521 (506 amino acids)
Source: RefSeq, a predicted model, not a curated record